UUAAUAAUUAGUUUCGAUUUACAGAAAACAAUGAACGAUUUCACUGAAAUGAAUUGUUACUUGUUGGUCUUCGUAGCGUUAUUUGGGACAUAUCUGACGAGUGGACAGGUCCUUUACUGUUGGAGUGGCCAUGAUACAACAAUAACAAACCAGUCAUGUGCAGUAAACAACGCUGUGACAACAGACAAUCAAACCACAACAAAUAAAACCAGCGAGGAGGAAGCUGUUACCUUCUGCUACGAGGUUAUAUACAGUGAUGAUGAAAACUCAACUUUGAAUUUUGAGAAGAACCCUGUUGCAGCACGGAAGACUCACAGAAAUGUCUCCUGCGAUUUCUUAGGACUUUGUAAUGAUAGCAUAGCAGGAAAUGCUGAGCAGACAACAGUUAAUGGCACUGAGGCAAUCCUUAUAUGCUGUAAGGAAGAUAACUGCAACAAAAAUCCCAAUAUUGCUCACCUCAUAAAGCCAGUUUGUAACAAUAUACAGUAUAAUGGAUCGGUGGCUACAGGACACAAAGAGACAUGCCCCUCUGCUGAUGACCUGUGUAUGAGUUUCACCGUAUACAAAGAUGGAGGUAUUCUUAACCAGAAGUUACAAUGUGGAAUAAAACAACAGUGCAACAUAACAAGUGAAGAAUUAAGUCCCACACCAGCCUGUGUCAACCAAACGGAAAGUGGACAGGAAGUAGAAAUUUGCUGUUGUUCUGGAGAUUUGUGUAUCCCAUUACCAGAGAAUAUCACUCUACUCAAUCCAAAAGACAACAAUGACACCGAUUCUCCGUUAGACAAAAUUAUUCAUCACAAAGUUCCGAGUAAGACAAGCACUGAUUGGUUGUUUGUAGGAGGCAUCAUAUCAGCAGGAGUUCUGGUUCUUGUUGUCAUAGUGAGUGUUGUUGUGAUCUGGCAGGUCAGGAAAAGAAAGCAGGCCAAGUCCCGCAAUCGCAUGUUGUUUUCGUACACGCCAAUUUCAGCGUCUGAAGUGGAGGAUGAUGACAUUCAGAUGUUGUUAUGAAGAUACAUGUCUUUUAAUAAUUUAGUGGGCAUGAUUGAAUAAAUUUUGUUACAGUGUUACUGUCGAGCUACGUUGCAGAACAGCUGAGAGUACAUCACAUCAAUAUGUUGUCCAAGAAAGACUUAGAUGUAUAAAAUCAGUCAUAAAAGGACAUCAAAAUGUCGAGUGUUCUUUGUUCUAAUAAUAAACAGAAGUGAGAAGAAUAUGUGCUCUCAGCUAUGUGCAUUUCCAUAUGACAUUGUGUUUUACAAAGAAUUGUACAGGGUUUUUGUUUUUAAAAAAAAUUCUUCCUUUGAAGAACCACUAGGAAACAGUUGAUUCCUGACUAUUCCAUAUUCCGUGACCAUUCAGUCGGAGCAGGUCCACAGCAGGGAUUUAUAGUCUUAAUAUAGACUUAUCUUUAUUCCGGGACUGUAGGGGUUAGAUACAUCAGUUGGGCUUUCAUUGGACUCUUAUUCAGGAUCCUGAUAACAAUGUAAUUGUGUGCAAUUUAUGUGCAGGUAGUGUGUGUUUGACAUUCUGAAUGUAAUUGCUAUCUAACUUGUUUUGUUUUUCUUCUGUUCAUUUUGGAAAAUUUUCUUUAGUUUCUUUUAAGGAUGAAUAUUUACAUCGAUAUAAUGGUCGACUUUCUUUCAAAUUAUAAAUGGUAAAAAUAAAUAUCAGUGACAUCACGAUUGACUACCAAUCUGUAGGUCAUGAGUUUAAAUCUCUCAGGGGUUUAAAUUUUUCCUGAUUAAUUUUUACUUAAACUGCAUUUUUCCACUAAAUCCAAUGAAUUUCUAUGGUUUGAUACACAUUCUUAAUAUGAUGAUAUCUAUACUAAAUAUUCCGCAACACAAACCACUGCAGAGUGUAAAAUUCUGUGAAACUUAUGUAAACCAUGCAUACACCCCCCUCCCCACCCCCACACACCCCCAAGCCACUAUUUUUACAGUCAUCAAGGAUAGUGGAUAAUUUGAACCAGAGUUUGUACUUUUUUUUUUUACCCAAAAUGACCAUUUUGUUUUAAAGUGUCAAACUGAGGAGGGAAAGGUCCUUAAACAUGCUUAUUUUUCUCAAACUAUGAAAAGUUGAAAAACAAAUACUUUUACAGUGAUUUGUCUGUCAUACUUAAAUUUUCAAAUUUGAUACUAAGUAGUAAAAAUGUAUUUCUCCAUCUUUGCUUAGCAAACUUUACAAGAAAAUCUGAAAACUUUCACAUGCAUCCUUUCACAUGCAUCCCAUUUAGCUGUCUGUUUCUUUCAUUUUCUUGAUACACAUUUCUUUGUCAGAAUAUAUGGCACUAUAAGAUCUAGAACCCUGGAAACUAUAAUUACAACUCAUCAUAAUCUAGACGAGAUGCUGUGCACAUAAAAAUUCAGCAGAAAUUAUUCAAUUUAUAUAUUACAUCAUAUUAUUGGAAAUUUACAUGUAUAAAUUAAGUUUGGUAGAUGCAGGGUGAUUUAACAAUAUACAAUGGAUCUGAUACAUUUUUGUGUUAAGUCAAAGAUUCAAUAUUCGUGGAACGUCUUCUCAAGAAAGCCAUUUUGUCAUGUAUGUAUGUUGUAAACAUCUCCAGCGUAACUUUUGAUGCUGGAGUUCCCAGGUUAGCUGACACGUGGAAGUUUAUGAACAGUACAAACUGAAAAUAUGUUUAUUGUGUAGAAUCUGUAGUAUGGUAUUGUAUCAGCAGGAUUUUUUUUAGGUCACAUUUAAUUUAUUGGAAGCAAGAAAGGAAUUGCUGAUAUUAUUUUCUUUGUCUCCUAUGAGUUGUGAGUCUCACUUUCAAAGUCUUGAUUUUUUUUAAACUAAUUUUUCUAAGAUAACUGUUUGUUUUUAUCAUCACAAAUACAUGGAUCUCUGAUUAUCGUUCUGUGUUUCUCUACACUGGUUUGAAAUGAUUUGAUGAAUGUAGAAUCUCUUGUAUGUAUUUGAGUGUUGAAUAUUUUAUUUUAUAUGGGGGAAAAUUAAUGUUCUGAUUAUCUGAUGUAGAUUUUGUUCAACAGAAAAAUUUAUUCUUUCUGAGAUUUUUUUAUUGCAUAGAUGUAGUUAAUGUAUAAUACUAGGAACAUAGCAUUUUUGUUCUGAUAUAUUGAAUUACAGUAAAACCUGCUUAUAGUGAAGUGCUGGCAACGAACAAUUACAGUAGAAUAUGCUUAUAGUGAAGUGCUGGGGACAAACAAUUACAGUAAAACAUGCUUUAUAGUGAAUGCUGGGGACAAACAAUUACAGUAAAACACACAUAUAUUGAAGUGCUGGGGACAAACAAUUACAGUAAAACACACUUAUUAUAGUGAAGUGCUAGGGACAAACAAUUACAGUAAAACAUGCUUAUAGUGAAGUGCUGGGGAUGAACAAUUCAGGUAAAACACAGUUAUAGUGGGUGCUAGGGAUGAACGAUUUUGGUUUGUUAUAAACAUAAUUUGUUAUACCCAGCAAAAACAUAAUAUGUUUUAAAACUACAGAGAAUGGAAUCAAAGCUGUAAGCAUGAAUUCACUAUAACCAUGUUUUACUGUAUUUGGCUUUUUUAUGUAUGAAUUAUCUGAUACAUUUAUUUUUUUCUGCCAAAAGUCUUUCUUUUUGUAUUAGUUUGCAAAAUGUGCAUCAGCUCUCUAUAUUAACUGCAAUGUUUACCUGUGUGGCUCUUAUUAAGUGAAGUCUUACAUGAAGCAAUGCGUACAGUAAACAAUUUACAUUCGUUGGUAGAACUUAGAAUGACAACAGCAGUGAAUCAAAACCACACUAAAUCCCUGAAAAUCCUAUCUCUAUCAGUUAUAUGAGAUGCAUGGUAAUUAAGGUUUAACUGUAAACCAAAAUGGUGAAAUUCAUACUUGCAGGGCUUUGCACUGUAUCCAAAUCGAUCAUAUAUAUUAUUGAAGAUAGAUUUUGCAUUUAGGUCUCAUAUAUAUAUUUUCAGAAAUCUAGAAAACAAACUUUGUGGAUAAUUAUUGCAUGUACCCUUAUUAUCAUUGCGAGAGGAUGUUCACAUGUGUGUAAGCGUGUGUAACUCUGAGCUUGUAGAUUCUCUACACAUUGUUUGAACUUAACUUCACUUAUAGCUUUAAUUGUUAUCAAAAGAGGAAGAAAUUAACCUAUCGAUUUUGGAGUUAAAUGGACAAAGGCCAAGUUCACUACAGGACUUCAUAGAAAAAAGCUUGUGGUCAGUCUAGAUGACAAAUAUCUUGCUCGAUUGAUCUGAUACUUCUCUUGUAGCUUUCUUAUCAAGAGAGAAAGAACCUAUUGAUUUGGAGAUCCAAAGGUCAAGGUUACCACGGGACUAAAGCUUGUAGACAUUCAUUGCAAUGGGAUAUACCCCACUUUGUGGAGCUGUUAUUUCCAUAUGCAAUUUUCACUGUGGGCCAAAACUGGACUUAAAACGGCUUUGAACUUGCGUGUACAUGUAGUCAUAGCAUUAUAUCCAAUGGACCUGAAAUUCGUAUGAAGACAGGAUUUAGACAAAGUUUUGAAACUAUGAAUUUCAAAAUAACAAGGAGUGAAUUUGGUCUGAAUAAAUUCAGAUCUUUGAUCUGCUGCGGAUUUGAUAUGUCACCUCACAAAGCAGUUACAUAUCAAUCAAAUUGAGGAGGGGAUCAAAGAUCUUAGUUUGUUUAUAUUGGAAGAUGCUCAAGUCAAUCUCACUUUAUAUCCAUGUAUUUAUCACAAUAUACUUUCGUUUUCACUUGCUUUUUGUUGUUGUUGUUGUUGUUGUUGUAAAUAAGUUGUUUGUUUUAAAUUUUAACUUGUUGAUGUGCCAUAGGGAACUCAGAUUCCUGACUGUUGAGAUCGGAGGUUGAGUGUAACCAUGCGUAUUUCCAGACCUUGUACAUUACAUAAUCACACAUCAUCUCUUGUUGUUUUAGUACUGUUCAAAAGAGAACAAUUCAUUGAAGAAUAUUGUAUAUGUUUAUUUAAAGGGACCGUUCAUAUUAAUUGAAAAAAAUAUAUUUUUUAUGUUAAACAUUGAAAAUAUAACUAGUUUAAAGUUGACAACCAGAAUUUGGACCUUCUACUUAAAAUGAUAUACAUGUAUCAUAAACUUAGAUUGAUACACAUUUUCAAAACUUUGUAAAUAAACUAUCUAUGAUUAUGAACUUCUGUCAUGACGUAUAACCUUUAUAUUUUUUUGGUGUGAAACCUUUCAGACACAUUAUAGACAGUAGAUUUUGAAAAUUUGGGGGGGGGGGGGUGUGAAACAGUUCCUUUAAUAGACAUACUACAUGUAUAAAUAUCUUUAUUAGUAUGUUGAUAUUUUUAUCUGCAUGUCAGUCACAAAUAAUCCUUAAAAAUUUAAAAUUGUGGGUUUUUUUUUUUAAAUUUGCUUUUCCAUUGAUAUAGUUUAUAUAUAGCUUGUUUGUGAUGUAAAUGGAGACUCGAAUUAAAGUAUGUUUUUCUAA
Ostrea edulis (European flat oyster) is the source of this 5385-nucleotide messenger RNA. RefSeq lists its product as uncharacterized. The transcript is spliced from 5 exons. NCBI's taxonomy places the organism in Eukaryota, Metazoa, Mollusca, Bivalvia, Ostreida, Ostreidae. The record is from RefSeq and is a predicted model, not a curated record. The coding region runs from base 31 to 1011 and encodes 326 amino acids.